CGAACCCAACGCCGGAGGGCAAAGUGUGUUUGGCUUUGUGAUGCGACCGCAGAAGACCUCCAGCGGUGUCCCAGAGGGGAAAUGGAACUUGUGAGCAGGUCUGGCUGCUCAGCGCCAAAAGAGCUGUGCGAUGGCUGAAAUGUUACAAUUCCAUAUCUUUUCCUCGUCUUUGCCUGCCCGCCGGGCAGCAGCGCAGCUUUGGCUUUCCCCAGGCGCUCCGCAGAGGUCCCGAGGCGUUCCCGGUCCGGCCCAAAGAAUAUAUUAGCGCCCGGUCUGGCAGCGGCUGGACUCUGAGCCCCUCCCGGAUGGUUCUCUAAGGGAGGAAACGCAUCUCGUUCUUUCGGUCACGACCGUCGGUGAGGGGAGGAACGGAGAUCGACCGAUAAAUCGAGAGCUUUGCCUUCGUCGCCACGAGGGACGGCGCGCCGAUCCGCCUGUCGAUGAAGCCAUCGGACCCGCAUCGUAGAGACCGUGGUACUGAGGCCACCGAAGCGGGCGCCCUCAACACCGAGAAAUUCUGUCCGUGAAGGUAGCGAACAGAAUUGGUGACCAGAAACCGAUCCGGCUCCCCGUCGGCAACGGCGACCGAACUCUGACACCGGUGUACCGGGACCGAACGGUGCCGAUCGAGGGGGUCUGGUCCCCCGGGCUCCUGGAGCACCCCGUGCUCGGAACCGGACCCCGCUGAGGGUGAGGAGUUGGUCCGCCGCUCUACACUCGGAAAGGACCGCCGCCGCCGCCGCCGCCCCGGUCUGCCAUUCCAGAGGCGCUGCCCCCGAUGUCCACCCGAUUUUGGCCCCACGAUAUCCUGAGCCUUCAGGAGCUCCGCGGAGUCGAGGAGCUUCUUAAGCGCCCCGGUGUCCCCGAGCCCAGAGAUAGGAGAGGCCGCUCGGGAAUUGAGUAUUGGCCGAGUCCGGCUCGCUGUACGCGGCAGCCAGAAUUCCCUGGAGGUCGUUCGCCCCUUAGCUGCAUUCUUCUUCGGCUUCGCCUGACGGGGAGAUUGUUUUGGAAUCGGAGGCGCCAAAGGAGCGUACUGGGCCGCGGGGCAGAGCGGCCCCGGUAGCGUGCCGCUCGGAAACCAAAGCCCUCGUGUUCCCCCCCCCUAGCUCGCGAGUCGCUCGACGCUUUUGCGGCAUGACUGACCAGCAACGCUUCUGUCGAUUGCAGGUGGCCUGGGCCAGCUCGGGGUGGGGCUCGCCAAACUCUUACGGCCCGUUCAUCUACUCGGACGUUUUGGACUACAAGAACCUGCGCGAGAUCGUGGUGAACAACCGCAUCACUUGGCUGGUGCACUACAGCGCGCUGCUCAGCGCCGUCGGCGAGGCCAACGUGGCCCUGGCCCGAUCGGUCAACAUCACCGGCCUUCACAACAUCCUGGACAUCGCCGCCGAGCACGGUUUGCGUCUGUUCGUGCCCAGCACCAUCGGCGCCUUCGGGCCCACGUCCCCGCGCGACCCCGCCCCCGAUCUGUGCGUGCAGAGGCCCCGCACCAUCUACGGCGUCUCCAAAGUCCACGCUGAGCUCAUGGGUGAAUACUACCACCACCGCUACGGCCUGGACUUCCGCUGUCUCCGCUACCCGGGAAUCAUUUCGGCCGACUCCACGCCCGGCGGCGGCACGACAGACUACGCCGUCCAGAUCUUCCACGACGCCAUCAAGACGGGCAAGUUCGAGUGCUUCCUGCGGCCCGACACGCGGCUGCCCAUGAUGUACAUCGACGACUGCCUGCGCGCCACGCUCGAGGUGCUGGAGGCGCCCGCCGACACUCUGGCCAUGCGCACGUACAACAUCAACGCCGUGAGCUUCACGCCCGACGAGCUGGCGCGGGAGCUGCGCAAGCACGUGCCCGAGCUGGAGGUGUCGUACAACGUGGACCCCGUCCGGCAGGCCAUCGCCGACUCCUGGCCCAUGAACUUCGACGACUCCAACGCCAAGCGCGACUGGGCCUGGAAGCACGACUACGACCUGCCCGAGCUGGUGACGACCAUGCUCAACUUCCUCAGCGGCGACGCGCGCAUGGCCAGCGCCAACUGACGCCAGGGCGGGCGGGCGGGCGAAGCUAAGCUAAGCUAAGCUAAGCUAAGCUUUUUGUACAUAGUGUAUAGAUGGAGCGGAGGCGGGCCACGUACACAGGCGUUCUCUCCCGGGCGCCCGCCCGGCGAAUUCCGCCGGCUCGAGCGGGCGGACGGCGACGGGCCGCGUUUGAGCGCAGGUGACGGAUUGUUUCAAAGCGAAGCAGUUGUUUCGCUGCAUCGCCAAGGGAAGCCAAACUAGGGUUGCGAAAUUCCGGGAAUCUUCAAAGUUUCCAUGGCAGUAAAGCAAAGAAAUUGAAACCUAGUUGGGGGCAAACAUUUUUUGCGUCAUCGUACCUCAAACGACUGCUUAAGCAGAGUUCAUACAAAUACUGUCGUACUUUGCCUUGCAGGUUUUUCCAGUUACUAGCUUUGUGUCGCGAGCCAAAAUUUGCCGCGUACUCUCAGUUGGGCACCCGCGGGUUCGCCGAUUCGCAGGUUUUUAUUUAUUAGUUUUUUUCCGGGAGGAACCGACUCCGAAAAUGCUUGUUGGUAGUUUAACCCUGCUUUUUAGGUGAAUAUGAAUUCAAUAAUAAAAGAAUAAAUCUAUCAAGCGCAAUGAUAAUUUGCGUCAACUAUCCGAGGAUUUUUGCUAUUAUCCCCGCGAGUAGCGGGCGUCCACUGUACGAACAGGCGUCGGAUGCCAAGUGAUUGUGAUUCCCUGGCACGUGGGCAAGGAGAGCCACCUGUGCUUGAAUAUGACAGCGUUCCCUUCCCGUGGAAAGUCGAACCCCAGUCGAACUUCCCAAUGCCACUUAACCUUUUGCCUAACUCUGGUAACUCGACGUUUUUGCGUUCUAAACAGAAGCGGCGCACUUCCCCCGACUUUGGGGGUCUCGCUCCUGACAAUUAACCAAUGGUGUGCUGACGAAUCGGUUUGCAGUGUUUAUUCUUUCUAUUGGCGUCCAGUGAAAGCUUUUCUUUGCAAAUUUUUCGAAUUCUAUGUGGGACGACGUGGACCCGAAAGGGCAACGCGACCUGAUACGUGGCAGCGUUACCUACCGCUGAGGUCUUCUCCUGCUCUUGUAGUUUUUCUGCUGUUGCACCAUUUGUGUUGGCAAUAAACUACUUUUUCUGCA
Molecule: messenger RNA, 3151 nt
Organism: Phyllopteryx taeniolatus (common seadragon)
Lineage: Eukaryota; Metazoa; Chordata; Actinopteri; Syngnathiformes; Syngnathidae
Gene: tdh
Product: L-threonine dehydrogenase
Exons: 6
Coding region: 1135-2034 (299 amino acids)
Biological process (GO): L-threonine catabolic process
Molecular function (GO): L-threonine 3-dehydrogenase activity
Source: RefSeq, a predicted model, not a curated record